Triticum turgidum subsp. durum (durum wheat) is the source of this 669-nucleotide messenger RNA. Lineage: Eukaryota; Viridiplantae; Streptophyta; Magnoliopsida; Poales; Poaceae. The record is from the annotation of a GenBank genome assembly.
AUGGCGCCUAUGAAGGUGUACGGUUGGGCGGUGUCGCCAUGGAUGGCCCGGGUCCUCGUCUGCUUGGAGGAGGCCGGCGCCGAGUAUGAGAUCGUGCCCAUGAGCAGGAGCGGCGGCGAUCACCGGCAGCCGGACCACCUCGCCAGAAACCCCUUCGGUGAGAUCCCGGUGUUGGAGGAUGGCGACUUGACGCUUUACCAAUCUCGUGCCAUCGCAAGGUACAUUCUUCGUAAGUACAAACCCGAGCUUCUGCGAGCAGGCAACCUCGCCGAGUCGGCGAUGGUGGAUGUAUGGCUCGACGUGGAAGCCCUCCAGCUCGAGCCUAUAGUGCGGCCAAUUGUGGCUAACUGCAUCCUCUACCCGCUCGAAGGGCGCGACUGCGACCAAAAAAUCAUUGACGAAAAAAUCGAAAAGUUGAAGAAGCUGUUGGAGGUCUACGAGUCAAGGUUAUCCUGCAGCAAGUAUUUGGCCGGGGAUUUCAUCAGCCUCGCUGACCUUAGCCAUUUCUCCUUCAUGCGCUACUUCAUGGCGACGGAGCAUGCAGACCAGCUCAACACUUACCCACACGUCAAGGCAUGGUGGGCCGUGUUGCUGGCAAGGCCUUCGGUCAAGAAGGUGAUGGCUGGCAUGCCUCCCGAUUUUGGGUUUGGGAGUGGGAACAUACCAUAA